AAUAAUAAAACUUAUCCUGAUAGCAGAGGCUACUUGUUGCGCUCCCACAAUAACACACAAAGACAUUAUGACAUGUUGAUUUUUGGUAUCAGCACCAUAGAAAUUCCGUUUUCUUUGACCUGACCCUUCCUUUCCCUUAGUUUUCUGUUUCCAAAGCAAAUUCAAGUCCGGGGCCAGGGAUUGAGUGAAUUGCGAAAAACACAACGAUUUCAAUCCAAGCAUAGAUAAGAAGAAGAAGCUGAAGCACACAGGGAUCAAAGCAAAAGAGGAAUCCACCAUGGAGAAGAAGAUGAAUCAUAAGAGCAAGAGUAUUCAAGACAUACUUCCUCUUGACCUGAUUCACAGAAUCCUACUGCGGGUGCCGGUCAGACAUCUCGCUAGCCUCAAGUGCGUUUCGAAGCGGUGGUACUCUCUAAUUUCCGAUCCACUCUUUGCUGAAUUGCAUUUUCACCACUCUCCCGCUGCCACCAAAGCAUCCGUCUUCAUGGGAGGAGGCAGUCUGGCUUACUUCGUUUACUUAGACUCGCUAUUUACUGACAACAAUGAUGCAUUACAAGUAAAAAAGGUGUCUCUCCCUUUCAAGAUGAAAAAACUACCUUCUGAUUUUGAGUUCCUGGGAUCCUGCAGAGGCUUUGUUCUCUUACAUCGAGACCCACAUUUUCUUGUAGUAUGGAACCCACUGACUGGAUCCGGCAAAAGAAUAUCCUACUCUCAUAUUGUUUCUCGUUUUAAGCACAAGGGCUUUAGGCUUCCUUGCAAGUUCCAUCUCUAUGGAUUUGGUUAUGAUGCUUCCCAGGAUGACUACUUAGUUUUUGUAGCUUGGCAGGAUAAGGAUGACCAUUAUCACUUUGAUUGCUUUUCCUUGAGAACCAAUUCAUGGAUUAAUCUUGAUGCUGCACUCUCCAAGCCCUUGGAUGUUUGUCACCGCAAUUCUUGUGGGUUGUUCUUGAAUGGUGCUAUUCAUUGGGUGCCUUACUCUCUUACAACUUACAGGGAUGCUAUUAUUAUCUUUGAUAUGAAGGAGAGGACUUUCUCAAGGAUAUCUGGGCCGGAACAACCUGUAAUGAGUGCAUGCACCUUUCCAACUCUUGCCUUACUAGGAGGCUGCCUAGCCUUGUAUUAUUGCAAUAAUGAUAGCUGUAACACUCACAUAUGGGUGAUGAAAGAAUAUAAAGUGCUGUCGUCUUGGACGCUCUAUCAGAUUCCUUGCAAGGACUUCCGGCCUCUGUGCUUAUCUAGUAAUAUGGAUAUUAUUGGAAGAGGUUAUACUUUGUGUGGUACAGUAGGGUACUUCAUAUAUAAUGUCAGAGAAGACCUGCUCAAGCAUUUUAAUGAUCGUUAUUGUUGGCUUCCACUCCGAACAAUAGAUCCUGUGUAUACAGAGAGUCUCUUGCCACUCCCUGAUGACAUUAAGGAAAAGGAUAAGAAGAAGAAUAUGAAAAAAAGCGGUGAUAGGGCGCCGAGCUUGACUACCGCCGGUUUGAAGGGUUAUUUUAACAAGAGGAAGAGAGCCGAGAACCAAGGCUCUUCAACAAACGCAGAUAAAGAAGGAAAGGUUUUAGCAGAAAAGGUUGCAGCGCUGGAGAAGGAUGUUGAGAAAACUAACCUGGAGAAGGAAAAGUUGGUGGCUCAGGUGAAGGAGUUGGAGUCUUUGUUAUCUGCCAAGGAGGCAGAUGUGUGUGAAGUGUUUAUACAAGGUUUUGACCGUGCAGUUCUGCAGAUUAAGACUUUGUUGCCAGAGGCCGAUGUGAGUGCAAUGGAUGUGACGAAGGUUGCCUUGAACGGUGAAUUGGUAGAUGGUGAAGUGUUGGAGGAGGCAGUAGAUGAAAAUGCUGCGCAGCAGCAGGGUGAUGAAGUUGUACGAGUUUGAUUUGCUUAGUUAAAUAGUUUGUUUUGUUU
Arachis ipaensis is the source of this 1899-nucleotide messenger RNA. RefSeq names its product F-box/kelch-repeat protein At3g23880. Gene Ontology annotation, molecular function: protein binding. NCBI's taxonomy places the organism in Eukaryota, Viridiplantae, Streptophyta, Magnoliopsida, Fabales, Fabaceae. The record is from RefSeq and is a predicted model, not a curated record.